AUGAGCAGUCCACUCCAGCAGCAAUUGCGCAUAGGGGUAUGCGGGCUCGGAGCCAUGGGAAGAGGCAUGGUCAAGAAUCUCCUUACCGCUGGCUUCGAAGUACAUGGAUAUGAUAUCGUGCCAUCGCUAGUGGAAAGGUUCACCCAGGAUGGUGGCAAGGCUGCGACAAGCCCCAAAGAAGUUGCCAGCCGGGUUGAUAUCCUGCUUAUCAUCGUUGUCAACUCCACUCAGGUGUCCUCCGUGCUUUUCGAUGCGGAAACAGGCGCUGUGCUUGGCCUCCCCCGGAAUAAAGCUAUCAUCGUGUCUUCAACGGUUCCGGGAGCUUACAUUCGCGAGGUUCGGCAGCGUCUGGAUGUUGACCAUGAUCGACCUGACAUUCACCUCCUAGACUGUCCGGUAUCUGGCGGAGCUUCUGGAGCUGCGGACGGCACGCUCACCGUCUUCGCGUGUGGUAGUGAUGAGGGAAUGAUUUUGGUGGAACCUGUGCUUUAUGCUAUCGGGAAGGAUAUCCACAGAAUUCGGAACAGUUCCGGCGCAAACGGCGAGACAGGAUCUGGAGCUAAUGGCAAAGUCUGUCACCAGGUCCUUCCUGAGAUCGAAAUAGCUUUGGUCGCUGAGGUAAUGGCUCUGGCUGCUAGAGCUGGUCUCAACACGCAAGAAGUCUACGAUCAUCUCCAAGCCGGAGUGGCUGCAAGCUGGAUCAUGGGCAAUCGCAUACCACAUGCACUGGAAAAUGACGACACUGUCCGUUCCGCGAUGACAAACAGCCAGAAAGAUUCUGCCAUUAUUGUGCGCACAGCAGGCGAGCUCUCUUACCCGGUUCCACUGGUCGCUGCAGCAGAGCAGAUAUACCAGACUACUGUGCACAUCGGAUGGCCAGGGAUGGAUGACUCGGCAUUAUGGCGACUUUACCUUCGCGACUUUCCUGACGACACUGUAUAUCAGCUUACCAAGUCAGCAUCCAUUCGCCCAGAUUCUGUGAUGAGUCUGCAAGAUCUCGAAGACAUCAUGAUCGGAGUCCACCUUGCUGCUGCCGCGGAAUCACAAGGAUUCACUCGGGCCAUCGGUCUAGAUGCAGAACAGAUGUAUGGUAUCAUCUGCGGCGCAGCUGGGUGGAAUGUCCAGUUUGAGAACUAUGCUCGGAGGAUGAAGAAAGGCCCUUGGUAUCUCCAGGAGAUCGAUGGUGCGAGGCACAUUGGGAUUAGGCUUGUAAGUCGUCUCAUUGCAGACAACAGUCCGUGGAGCUGA
This is a messenger RNA of Pseudocercospora fijiensis CIRAD86, 1248 nucleotides long. RefSeq lists its product as uncharacterized. Bases 1 to 1248 code for a protein of 415 amino acids. Lineage: Eukaryota; Fungi; Ascomycota; Dothideomycetes; Mycosphaerellales; Mycosphaerellaceae. Gene Ontology annotation, molecular function: oxidoreductase activity; NADP binding; NAD binding. The transcript has a single exon. The record is from RefSeq and is a predicted model, not a curated record.